Symbiodinium necroappetens is the source of this 324-nucleotide messenger RNA. Lineage: Eukaryota; Dinophyceae; Suessiales; Symbiodiniaceae. The record is from the annotation of a GenBank genome assembly.
GAAUCCAUUCUCGCGGACCUGCAAGAUUCAGACGAGCUUGAGGGACCACUUGAGGAUCACGGCGCAGAGGAGGGCGAAGAUCUGGGAGCACAACCAGGCCAGGGAGCACCGAGCAGCCAAACCGCUUGCGAUCCCUGUCUCUUGUUUUUUAGCCGGAGGGGUUGUACCAAAGGGUCUGCGUGCCACUACUGCCACUUGGACCACCCCCACUUCCAGCGUGCGGCCCGCCGACCUCGACGUCAGGCGCGCGAGCGGUACAAGCGCAGUGUACUGCAGCUCCUUCACAGCCAGCUCGAUCUCGAGCAGAUCCACGACGAACUGCAG